AGAUGUCACAAUAGACUCUGGGGACGGCCAGCUGGCGGAGAGCUUGGUAGCCCUCCGCCAGGUAGGCAGGGCAUGUUUAUCACAGUGAAAUAUGGAGACAACCGACAGUUUUUGGCCAACAUCAACUGCUCGGUUUUACUCCUAAUGCAUUACUUGCGUGACAAGGUGGGCCUGCAAAGGACAGACCCCAUUGAUUUGUGUGAAGAGAACGGGACCCUCAAGCUGCUCUUCUUGGUCAAGUUCCCUGAAGACCCUGCCAGCAAGUUCCUGACCCCCAGAGGGACCUACUACAUCUGUAAGGUGGAACGGGGCGCCGCAGGGACCAAGCACGAAAACAGUUACCGAGCCUUCCUCCCCAUCUUCAAGCACCCUCCGAUGGAGCUGUUGGAGUCCCUGCGAAACCAAUGUGACUUUCUGGAGAAAAGCCGCCUCAAGAUGUUGAAGAGCCAAGACGGCAAGAAGCCCCCCACCAUGGAGUCGCUGCUGUCCGUGAUGGCAAACCAGGUGGUGUCCUAAAAAGUCCAUUUCUGAGCAGCAAAGAAGGAACAAGAGAAGGAAAAAAAGGAACAUGGGAAGAUAGCCUUGGAAGCAUCCUAAUGAAAAAUCGCAACAAGAUGUGUUUGAACUGUUCUAAUGAGCAACGGGAACAAAUGACUUUAAAAGAGAGAAAACGUUUGAAGUGUUCUCCCCAGCUGUUUGUGUCUUGCAGACCAAUGCCAGACCCUUGCAGUUCCUUCAGCUGCUCUGUUUUUUGGUUUUUGUUUUGUUUUUAAACCUGGAAGGGCAGGAGAGAAACCAAAGGCAAACGAUCUGGAGGCAGCAAACGACCAGGGCUGGAAAGCUUCUCAGAGAUGCCAGGCUGUAUUCAGGGCCUGACGUGUUUCAUCAAACAAGUUUCCUCCCUCAGAGGCAUUUCCAAAUUCCAGAUAGUUGGACACUUUGAGCUACAGCUGCUGAAAAGGGAAGAGAAACCCGUAAAUUCUUUUUGCUGGUGACUUGUAAAAUCUGUCUCCUUGCCUUGCUCUGUGGGGGGAACAGCUUUGGAGAACUCCUUCUUCCCCACUGAACAUUUCCGGUUUGGCUCGGAGUACAAGCUAUACGAUCUGGCAGGACGGCCUAGAACAGUCUCCCCACCUCCCCUUAGAGCUCCAGAUGUUGCUGGAUUACAACCCCCAUCAACCCCAGCCCUCAUGACAGAGUAGGGCGAGGGGUGGCAGGAACUGAGAUAGAAUACUUCUGGAGUGUUCUGGUUAGGGACGGACACUGUAGACGCUCAAUGUUGCCAGCACAAACAUUCAAGGAGACCCAGUUUAAAAUUUGCGAAUGCGUUUUGCUAACGCCAUUCUGCCCAUGGAAAAUAUUCCAGUCUCUUCCUAGAAUCUGCAGGAACCAAAUUCCUCUUUGGAGAAUGAAUACGUUGUCUCUAGUUGUGCUGCAUAACUGCAUAUUAUCAAUAAAUGCACAAGAACACAAAGUUCCACUGUGCUGUGGACAAUUUCACAAAACUGUCAGUUUUCCUGUUUCACAAAACGCUGGGGUGCAUUUUGAACGGUUGCUUACAAACGUUUCCCUAAUGUAUCUUUCAACCCAUCACUGUUUUGGCUUUUCAAUUUUGCAGAAGGUAAACAAACUCAGCCUGCAACCAAAGAGCGCAGCUAAAGGGGUGAUAAAGCCUAUAAAGUAAUGUCCUGUUGAGCACUGGGCUGGGUUGUUAGUUUUCUGCAGAGCUUGGAAAGUUACUUUAUAAAAGCAAUUCAUUCCUACUAUCAGUUACAGUGUCAUAUUGAAGUUACUC
Pogona vitticeps (central bearded dragon) is the source of this 1795-nucleotide messenger RNA. The record is from RefSeq and is a predicted model, not a curated record. Lineage: Eukaryota; Metazoa; Chordata; Lepidosauria; Squamata; Agamidae.